CGAAUUAGCAAUUGUUGUCGAUCUUUCGUUCGAUUACAUAAUCCUUUGUCUGUUAUAUAUAUAUAAUUUUCCUCCGUUCUAAAUAAAUACACCCCUUUUCGAAAAUGUCACCGCCGAAGAAAGAAGUUCCGAAAUCUAUCUCAUACAAUAAGGGAUCGUCUUCAACACAACGAUCUAUAUUUAAUACAAAAGCCAAAAAUGCUAAUGAUAUAAAAGAACUUACAGCUUGUACACCAAAGGAGCUGAGAGAAAAGUUAGAUAAAAACAACAAAUUGCUUGAAAAUGAGGAUAUUAUUUCAAAGCUGCCAGAUAAAGGACAGAAACUUCGGGAAAGAAAUAUUCUUAUAAACGAAUUACUUGAGAAACAUAAAUCAAUGCUUUCAAAUCCUAUUAAUGAAUUGGAAGAUUUAGUAAGCAAGAUGAGCAUUGAUGAUAAUAACAAAAAAUCUUAUGCGAUAACUCCAGCCUCACUUGUAAAUAAAAAGAAUGGUCGAUAUUACAGUUCAAGUGUCAAAACAAAUCAAAUCUCAAUUGAAGAAUCAAUUAAGUUGCAAAAGCAUCAAGAGAAGCUACGACAGAAAUUUCAAAUACACACGUUAUCUGAAAAAUUUGAACAAAUGACUGUAGAUAAAAAGGAAACAAUUAGAACAAUUAAUCAUCCUAUAGAAGAAUUAGAGAAUUAUAUAUCUGAAGAAUCAUAUGAUUCAUUAAAUUCAGAUAAUGAUGAUGAUUAUUUAUGAAUAAGUAUUAAUUAUUAUAUUAAUUAAUAUAUACGAAUUGGCUAGUUGUCUUAUUAAACAUCAAUAGUAAAAAUAGGCUGUUAUAUUAAAUUAUUAUCAUAUAUGGGUUAAAUAAUAUUAAAAAUAAGCAUCAGUAUUUAAUGUAAAGAAAUGUAAUUUGAACCCAAAAGAUUAUUUUUUAUAAUAGUAGUAUAUAUCUCACAAAUUAUAAAAAUUUAUACUUAAAUCAAUAUCAUUAAUUACAUU
Messenger RNA from Rhizophagus irregularis DAOM 181602=DAOM 197198, 986 nucleotides. Lineage: Eukaryota; Fungi; Glomeromycota; Glomeromycetes; Glomerales; Glomeraceae. The record is from RefSeq and is a predicted model, not a curated record.